Molecule: messenger RNA, 663 nt
Organism: Anarrhichthys ocellatus (wolf-eel)
Lineage: Eukaryota; Metazoa; Chordata; Actinopteri; Perciformes; Anarhichadidae
Gene: fgfbp2a
Product: fibroblast growth factor binding protein 2a
Exons: 1
Coding region: 1-663 (220 amino acids)
Biological process (GO): cell-cell signaling
Molecular function (GO): growth factor binding
Source: RefSeq, a predicted model, not a curated record
AUGUGGACCCAGGAAAGCGCUCUGAUGCUUCUGCUCGCCUGCUGCCUUUGGUCGGCCGAGGCCCAGAGCGACAGGAGACAAAACAUCUGGGACGAUCCCAUCAAAUUCAAAACCCAGGCCAAGGACGCGUGCACCAUGAUCAUCACCGGUCAAGGGGAAUACACCCGGCUGAAGCUGUCGUGCCGGAGCAGCAAGCGCUCCUACUGGUGCGAAUACGUGGGCAAGCCGCACACCUGCAGCCCCUACAACAAAAACCCUCGUCACUACUUCGUCCAGAUGAUGUGGGGCCUCAGAAAGCUCCACAACGCCUGCCUGGCGCAGAGGCAGAUCAAACCUCACAUGUGCAGGAAGGCGACCGACGAGUCUCAGAUGGUCUUCUCGGGCGCUUCCUUCCCCCGGUCGGUGGCAGAGGCUUCAGCUCGGAUGAGACCGGCCGCACAGCCCGGCAGACCUUCACCCACGAGGCCUCGUCCUUCGCCCACGAGACCCGGUUCUGCGAGGCUAACCGUUGGAGUCCCGCCACGAAUGCAGCCCACACCGAGAGCCAGUCCGCCACCAGCAACCACCCCCGUGGAGAGCAACGCUAAGAGGAUGGCUCAGCAGUACUGCUGGAGGUCACUUCAAGGCAUCUGCUCCUACUUCAUCGGUUUCGUUCGGCACUAA